This is a messenger RNA of Haliotis rufescens (red abalone), 5106 nucleotides long. RefSeq names its product cell surface hyaluronidase-like. Bases 27 to 4823 code for a protein of 1598 amino acids. NCBI's taxonomy places the organism in Eukaryota, Metazoa, Mollusca, Gastropoda, Lepetellida, Haliotidae. The record is from RefSeq and is a predicted model, not a curated record. The transcript is spliced from 36 exons.
AUUCAUGUUAUAACCAUUCAUCCAAGAUGCGAGUGUUGCUGCAGCUAGCUAUAGUAUGUUUGUCCGUGGGGGUGGGAGAAAGUGCCUGUCCUCACCUAGAGGCUGGGCUGGAGAACUGGGGGGACACAACGUCCUGGACAUCGGGGGUACUGCCUGUAGAAGAUGACCAAGUUGUUAUCCCAUCAGGCAAGAAGCUCCUCCUGAACGUGUCCCCGCCCUGUCUGUCCUCCAUCACCAUCGAAGCAGGGGCAGCGUUAGUCUGGGGCGACGUGGACAACCUCAACGUCUGUGUCAGCUACAUCCUCAUCAGAGGCCGCCUCCAGAUCGGCAGCGAAGACUGCAGGUUCACCAGGAAAACUCACAUCAGACUUACAGGCGAAAGUAACUCCACGCUGUCUGUUUCUGGCUUUGGGAGGAAGUUUAUUGGCGUGGCUGCAGGAGGCACGAUUGAGGUGCACGGAGAAGAGAAACCAUCGUGGACGAAGUUGAUCCAGACAGCUAAACCCAGCGCCUGUGACAGCCUCUUUGAUUUCCAGAAAAGCGUGUUCCAGGCGGAGUCUGCCCAAGGCCUGUACGUGUCUGUGUUUAAUGAGGACAGCUCUCUGUGGGACUUUGCCGUGUUCAGGACCGGAGAGGACAUCGCUGACGAGGACCUCAAGUUCCAGGAAUUUGUAGAAAGUAUUCCCCAAGACAAGAUCCUGGCAGUCGCUCUUCAAGGUGAACUUGGUAUUGGGGUCAUGGCCGCUGUGUACGAAACACUGGAGACAGCUGGGGGUCUGACGUCAUCAGCCAUCAGGAACGUCACAGGCAGACAGGCUUACGCCUUUAUCACAAGAACAGGUAAUAUUGGUACAACAGUCGAAAAAUAUGUUCCUAAUCCCCUCGACAAGGACUUCGUAGAAACAGGCUACCUAGCCGUUGAUUACAGUGGGUUCCAGUUCAGAGUCAACAGCAAGGUGUUCUCCAAUCCGAAAAUGAAGAGAGGUGUCAACUUUAAGGUCCUAACACACGAAGCUGCGUACCCUUGUCUCAAGCUCAACGCAGACGUUUCCAGGUGGAGUGCGGGUGACAAGAUCGUCAUCGCAUCCACCGACUUCGACUGGAGACAGGCUGAAGAAAUGACCAUCAAGAGUUGUCCUUCUUGUGCGGUCAACGAGAUCUGUCUGACAGAGCCACUGAAAUACAUGCACUAUGGGGAGGUAACUCUUGGUGUUGACGAGAGGGCGGAAGUGGGACUGCUGAGUCGGAACAUCCUCAUAGAGGGCGUGAUACCGGAAGACGGGUGCAGUGUCAACGAGCCGGAAGAUCAGUACUUCUGUGACCUGUUUGGAUUUGACACAUUUGGAGGUCAUAUCAAGGUUGUCAGAGGCUUCACAGCUGCUCACAUCCAGGGCGUUGAACUCUACCACAUGGGGCAGCAGCGAUUUGUCGGCACCUACCCACUCCACUUCCACAUGUGCGACGACGUGGACGGCAACUGGUUCCGUCACAACUCCAUCCACCACUCUCUGACGAGAUGCGUCACUGUCCACGGCUCAGAUGGAGCUGAGGUGUCUCACAAUGUGUGCUACCUCCACCGCGGGCACGGCUUCUUCCUGGAGGAUAGCGCGGAGCAGAGGAACGUCUUCGACAGCAACCUGUGUAUCGGCACCAUGCAUGGCACCCACAUCAUGUCCGACAUGAAGAAAGAAUGGUGCAAUUCUACCAUGAAGGAAUUCUGCAAUGCUCUCUCCUCCUACUGGAUCACACACCCCAACAACACCUUCAUCAACAACGUGGCCGCCGGCUCAGAUAAUGUAGGGUUCUGGAUACUAGCAUCUAAAUUCCCCCUUGGUCCCUCCCGACAACGCCAGGCAGAGAGAGGGCUAGUGCCGAAGUUGCAUGCCAUGCAGACAAAGGUCAAGGAAUUCAGAAACAACACGGCUCACUCUAACGCCCAGAGAUCACUGCGAAUCGAUCACCGUAUUUCUCACGGAGAGAAAAAAGACGGUGUUUUUGUCCCCGAGAAUGGAGUAUUCGGUGCCACAAUAUCACACACACCAAGGGAUCCCCCAACAGCGACCAAAGGAUCACUAGACAAAUCCUAUCUCUAUGGGUUCACAGCAUACAAAAACAACGGCCUGAAUGUCUGGACGAAAGCUGGAAUCGUCAUCAUGAGUAACUUCACCCUGGCAGAUGCUACGAGAGGCAUCACUAUGGCUGCAGGGACGUUUGAGACAUACGCUGAGAUAACCAACUCCCUGUUUGUUGGGGAGACGGACAACCUGGGACUGCCACAGGAACCCUUUGGGCGGUCAAGAUCAGGGGCCGCCGAUGAACCUCUCCAAGGGGUGUUGUUCUACCAGGGCCCAGGACACGUGACUAAUACCUUCUUUGACAAGUAUGAGACGAUUACAUCAGAUCAGAUCACCAGGUACGCGGGGUCCAUCAGUGUGAAGCGCAGCAACCCCUACCCCCCUAAAGCCAGCAGCCAUGUUGAGGGGAUCAAGUUCGGUUUCUGCGAUGUGACUGAGGGCAACUGGGCCUUUAAGGGUGAUCCAUCUGUCCCCACCCUUAAGAACAGAGACGGCAACAGACAGAUCACCUUCAGGGACAUCGACGGCAGCGUGUCGGGGAUGGCAGGGACCCAGUUCGUGCCGAACACACGUUUCCACACCACCAACCAGUGUGACUAUAGACCUGUGUCUAACUUUGCUGUGUGCCCUCAUGACUACGCUAAGGCUGUCUUUAAGGGAGACGGAGCUCUUAAAACAUUGAAGGAGAACUACCCCAUGUACAUGCGCCGGGACGACAGACCUGAUGAUCCUUUUGCCUUGAAAGGCACCAAGGGAAAUAUAUACCUGGUAAUCAAGAAGAAAUCCUACACGGUGUAUUUCAACGGUACAGCUCCGACGAAGCUAACGAUAUCUGCAGAAAACCUGGAAAGUGGGGACUAUGUCAGACUCGGCCUGUGUUAUCCGAAAGACGUGACAAGCUUCAGCUUCUCCAGUGGACUUCCAAGGAUAGGGUCAGCUACUCCUGCAAUCAGCGUCAGUAGCAUCAGCGACCUGGACCGCGACACCACGGGGAGGGCCUACUUCUGGGACAAGUCCACAGGGUUGUUAUUCAUCAAGAUAUACUCCAGUGUUGAUCGCGUUGAUGGCGAGAAAUGUCCAGGGUACCGAUGCCCGUCACUUACCAUCACCAGAACAGGUGGCAGCGAUGACCUCAUCGACUGUUACAACGACGCAUACGAUGGAACCUACAACAUAGCUGAAGAUGAUGCAGUGAACAUACCCACGGCUAAGCCUUGUACCAAGACAACAUCAGAGGGAUUUGGUGCCGAGGUGGAGGCGAAUUUCUUCAGUGCUACAGCUUCUACUCCUGUGUGUCCCUCUGACCCUGUACAUCAAGGUCGAUCAACACCCGAACUGAAAGGUUGCUACAUGGACAGCUUCAACUUCAGAGAUGUCCCCCAUGACUUCAUUAAGCUGACGAUGUCCAUGACUGUCAGCUCCUGUGUAGAAAGAUGCUACUACCGGGGCUAUGUGUACGCUGCUCUACAGAACGGUAACGAAUGCCGAUGUGGGAAUAUGUACGGAGGCUUUGGAAACAGCACCAUGUGCUCCAAGUCCUGCUCUGGCGACAACACCGUCAACUGUGGAGGUUCUCUGGCUAACGCUGUCUACACAACCGGCAACGCUGCACUUUCGGCAAUGGUCAAGUGUAGGACAACAGGCGCAGUGAUUGACGGGAAGUGUUAUUACCUCACUUCCGGUACCUAUUCGUAUGUAGAAGCUCAGGCACAGUGCGUCAAACUUGGCGGGAACUUGGCCACCAUCAACUCACAAAGUGUACAGUCUGAAGUGGAGCGCUACAUGAGACCCUUCAAGACUGAUGCCUGGUUUGGUCUGAACGACGUUGCCACGGAUGGCACCUACGUCUUCAUCGAUGGUACAACACUUGGCAGUUACAACAAUGUUAUGCCUGGUCAGGGCAUGUCAACAAAACAAGACUACGGAGUUAUACGAGCAAAAAGCCUUUACGGCUGGGAUGACAGUGGAACAGGAGGGAGUCACCGAGCAUUAUGUCAGCUACCCCUCAGUGGAAGCCCUCCUUCACCAGUAAGUUGUGGUCACAACAAUUACGGACAACAAUUGAAUGGCGGCGACUGUUACCUCGUCAUCAACACAGCCCAGAACUAUAACAGCGCUAAGCACACCUGCUACACUAGACGCGGCACUCUGGCUGAUGUAUCCAACGCUCAGACAUGGGCAACCGUCAAGGAACACAUCUACCGCUUUGGACAGUCCAUGGACUACUGGGUUGAACAGGAAGAAGGGGAGUUUAUCGGAUUGGAGGACACAAGGCUGUUCAGUAAGAAAGUGGUUAAAACGGGAAACCUGCUCGGUGUCGUCUGCAAGAUCGAAACUCUGUCAGCUGCAAAGCCGUGCUCAACAGGCUGGGUUCACAACGGCGGCAGCUGUUACCUCUACACAGGAGUGCGCGCCACGUACGCCGCCGCCAGGGGAUUCUGUAACCAGGGUGACAGCCAGGUUCUCACGGUUCUCAGUGACGCUGAAAACACCUUUGUGGGAGACACUGUGAAGACAGAGACGCUCAAUCCUCUAGUCUACAUUGGGUACGUCUACAAUAAUGCUGCCGACGCCUAUGAGUGGGAAGACGGGUCUUCAUCAGCCUACACCAACUGGAACAGGAAUCACGGGGUGGACAACGUGGUCAAUGGAGAAUGCGCUAGACUUCUGUCACAAAACUACAAAUGGAAGAAUACUAAAUGCAAUUCGAGAAAUAGUGUAAUGUGCAAAGCGCCCACUGGGCCGUGAUUUUGAAUAGUUAGCACUAUUUCAAUUAUGAUAUCUCGCAGGUAAUUAUUUAUUUCAUGGAAAUACACAAAGUGUAGAUAUUAAAUCAUGGCAUAUCUAAGUAUACUUUGGAUCUAGAAAUUUUGUAUUAAGGAAAUGUAAACACAAUUACUACACUUUGUAACAAAUCUAAGUUUACUUUUGGAAUCUGAACACCAUAUCAUUUCGGAAACUGAGCUGAAAGAUGUCACUGAUUGUCGUCUGUUCUUUCCGUUAAUGAUUAAAAAAGCAAUCUGUGCAUGAA